CGCCAUGGCAGGCCCAAGUUCACGCUCCUCUUCAGCCAUGGCAAUGCAGAAGAUAUUGGAGUGAACAAGCUCUUCUGCGAAUGGUUUGCCGAGCAGCUGCAGGUUGACAUCGUGACGUAUGACUACACGGGGUAUGGAAUGGCAGCCGGAGAUCCGGCGGAGAAGCAUCUUUACAGUGACAGCACAGCGGUGUAUGACUGGAUGAAGAGCGACCUCAAGCUGCGGUCCGAUGACAUCAUCCUAUACGGCAAGUCCUUGGGAACUGCUGCUACCGUCGACCUUGCCGGCCGCAAGCCAUGCAUCGGCGUCGUCCUCGUUUGUCCUCUAGCGAGCGGAGCUCGAGUUGUCUUUCCC
Molecule: messenger RNA, 354 nt
Organism: Guillardia theta CCMP2712
Lineage: Eukaryota; Cryptophyceae; Pyrenomonadales; Geminigeraceae
Exons: 4
Source: RefSeq, a predicted model, not a curated record